AUGAGCGGCCGAGGCGGCGGCCGGGGCGGCUUCGGUCGGGGCGGCGGCCGAGGCGGCUUCGGCGGUCGCGGAGCACCCACAGGCCCUGUCGCGCGAGAUGAGGACGGCACCGUGCUCCCCACCGCACCCGCCGGACCGCCUCCGCUCUUCCCGGUGCCGAAGGUCCAUCAAGAAACGGGCGUGUUGAACGAGGGUUUUGAUCCGUACAAGGUAGCAGCAGCACAGGCCAAAGAAGCCACCAGCACCAGCACCACCGCUACUGCCGGCGCCAGCUCCGGAACCAAGCGAGCUCGUCCGCCCCUCUCCUCCGUCAUGACCCUCAUCCCGGAGUACUUCCCGGAGGACCUGUACUCGUCCAAGGACAUGCGUCCGUCCCCCCUCGAGGUCGAUGUCUACAUCAUCACUUCAGACUCACCAGGGGCAAUUUCGGACCUCUUAGGCCGCCCUCCCGCCUUCCCGCCUUCCGGCAGGCAGCUCAUUUAUCUGGUUUCCGUGCAUGUGCUCCCUCCCGCCCUCACGCCCUCCCGCCCUCCCCCUGAUGAAAAACUGAUCGGUGUUCUGUAUGCUGCUACUGAUAUCGCCGAACACGACGCAUACUUCCGCACUCAGAGCCGACCCGAUGACCCGUCAGGUUUACGGCGGUUGGAGCAGUUGGCCAAGUUGGAGAGCCAGGUGGGGGAGGAGGGCGCUCCCGGGGCUCGUAAGGCGGCGGGGGGUGCGGAGGGCGAGGAGGAGGAGGCGGCUGCGGAGGAGGAGCUCCGGGACACGGACGAGGAGGAGGACAUGGAGGACGAUGACUACUACCAGGGUAUGGUGACGGAUUUGAUGACGGCGGCGAUGAAGGGCCAGUGUACUGAACACGAGCACGUACCGGCUCCUGCGAACUCCGGGCGGUCACUUUCAAAGCAAGAGGAGGACAAGGAGGAGGACAAGGAGGAGAAGAAGACGUAUGUUGUGCUGCUGCUCUCAAAUUGGGCUCAUGUAUGCGUUUUUGUUAUGUCCGUGGUCUACUUCAGGUCAAAACACAUGUCUGGGGUCGGGGUCGAAGUGGUGACCUUGCCGGUGGAAAGGGACAAGGCGGCAUCAAGGCCCUCCCUCCCCUUGACCGUUCGCGUCAUUGCUAAGACCGAUUUCACGGGGGAAAGCGCCUUCCCUUCAAAGUGCACAACUAGUGUCGAUCCAACAGGAGCCUGUCAGGAUGGGAUGUUCGGUCGUACAGCACAUCUUUACUCGUUCAGCACACAUGCACGGAGUUGUGUGCUGUUGUUUCUGUGCGGUGGUGUGUCAGGUGGUGGCUUCCGCUUGGUGCAUGAAGUGGUGCAACCCCUCCAUAUAGCCGCACAGACUCAGGAAGCCACGCCACCUGGAGGGGGCUGUUUGGAGCCGCUGGCAGCAGUGGCCGAAACGCCGUUUGGGGUUGGCGGCGGCGGCGACGGUGGCGGCGGCGGUGCUGUUGCGGCCUGUGCCGCUGGUUUUGGAGCGGCGCCUGGGCGCGGUGGUGUGCUCUCGGCGGGCCGGGCACGAGGCCCGGUUUGGGAAUGGAAGGCCUGCAAGGUCGGGUGUGAGCGAUCCCGCACGUUCGCAUUGAGAGCGAGGGCAUCAAUGCACGAUCAAGUACCCCACUCGCCGCCAGGACACGGCACAGACGGUGCUUCGUCAGCACUUAAGUACACGGAUGGCUGGGCGGAGGGGGCAGCACCCCCUAUCCUGGCUGCCCGCUAUCCUGGCUGCCCGCCCUGUCCAUUGCUGUGGCUGCAGUCGGAUAGGACUUCGCUGCUACUACAGCUGUUGUACUCAGAAGCCGCCGUCAAGGAUGGCGAUUUGUUCUACAGCGUGAACUAUAUCGAUAUGGCUGAUAUUGGCAAGGGCACACCAGCUUCCUAG
Volvox carteri f. nagariensis is the source of this 1884-nucleotide messenger RNA. RefSeq lists its product as uncharacterized. The transcript is spliced from 12 exons. NCBI's taxonomy places the organism in Eukaryota, Viridiplantae, Chlorophyta, Chlorophyceae, Chlamydomonadales, Volvocaceae. Bases 1 to 1884 code for a protein of 627 amino acids. The record is from RefSeq and is a predicted model, not a curated record.